AUGGUUAAGAACAAGCCUCAGAGGUUUUCAUAUUUCACAGGCUAUGACACAGCCUACCAAGCCGCUGCCGCCACACAAGCGGCGGCGCACGCGCACGCGCAGGCGGCGGCCGCGGCCGCGUCGGCGUACGACGCGAGCAAGAGCGCGUACUACCAGCAGGCCUACCCCGCGCCGCCGCAGCAGCCGGCCUACGACGCGGCCGCCAAGCCCGCCUACACCACGCCCGCCACCUACGCGCAGGUGACCACCACCGCAUACGCGGCGCACACCGCCCACUCCGCCCACACCGCCCACACCGCGCCGGUCUCCUACCAAGUUAGACCCCACCACUGUCUGUCG
Molecule: messenger RNA, 339 nt
Organism: Iphiclides podalirius (scarce swallowtail)
Lineage: Eukaryota; Metazoa; Arthropoda; Insecta; Lepidoptera; Papilionidae
Source: the annotation of a GenBank genome assembly